Corticium candelabrum is the source of this 4004-nucleotide messenger RNA. RefSeq names its product signal-induced proliferation-associated 1-like protein 1. Gene Ontology annotation, molecular function: protein binding; GTPase activator activity. Lineage: Eukaryota; Metazoa; Porifera; Homoscleromorpha; Homosclerophorida; Plakinidae. Gene Ontology annotation, cellular component: cytoplasm. The coding region runs from base 31 to 3771 and encodes 1246 amino acids. The record is from RefSeq and is a predicted model, not a curated record. The transcript has 22 exons. Gene Ontology annotation, biological process: activation of GTPase activity; regulation of small GTPase mediated signal transduction.
AACCUCAAACGCAGCCGUAGCGACGACACCAUGCUGCGUGACGACAGUGAGACGAGCAACACUGUAGCGAUCAGUCCAGAAGGCGCUGCUACAGAUGUACAUUCGUCGACGAAUCAGAGACGAGCGUUCCUUCCCAUGGGAUCGAGUCGCAACGGCUUCUGCUCGGAGGGCAUGGCCAAUGUAGCAAGAAGCGUCGACGACAACGUAUCAGCGGCUGUGCCGAUCGUCAAGAUGCGCUACCGCUCGAGUCCGACGGAAGGAAGUAAAGCAGCUGAUCGUAACAGUUUUUUCGAUCUCCUCGCCGCGCAUCGCACCGCCGACGCGCUGCGCGAUCAGCGCAGUCCCGGACCGCCUCUCGGAAGGCAGUACUUCUCACCGGGCGAAUUAGCUGAUGAAGACAGCUCGCAACAUUCGUCUCCGGGCUCGACCGGAAACUCGCGCCAGUCGCCUCUUCAUUGGCUGGUUAAGAUGGGCGUGGCGGAGCACGACGGUAACUUGCCUAUAUCGAUCAGGCGACCGAAGAAAGAAGAGCGAGCGGUUAGUCCGCCGAUCAAGCGGGUGAAACAGCAGCCGUCGACGUUUUUGAAGAGGCUACGGUCGGGAUCGAGCGAGAUGAGUCUCGACAAGACGGAAACGGAGAGACUGAAGAAGCGGGCAUUUGCACACUACGACACUCAAAGUAUGGCAUCUAGUCUCACCAAGAGUCCAGUUAACUCUCCAGCCGACAUCAAUAAGAACACAGGAGCAUCCGCUAUCUCCCAGCAAUGGGACGAAAUUGAUGACGAAGAACAAGCAUCGAAUGAUCUUUUGGCGUCGUGUCCCUUCUUUCGAAACGAAAUUAGUCAAAGUCACAAGCCAGAUGUGCGCUCGAAUGGUAUGUUUAGCGUAAAGGUGGGAAGCACACAGCGACGUCGAGUAUCAAGAGCCGCUGACACGGUGAUGGAGUCGAAGAGGAGAAGAGACUCGGAUGUAUCUGAUCAUCAGGGAGGUGACAAGAACAGUUGGCUGUUUAGAGAGAACUUGAGAGGCAACGAAUCGCGUGAUCCUGAACGUGAGAUGUUUGAGUUUGUUGACUAUGGAGCUUUAUACUACAGGAAGUUCUUCUAUAAUCUCGACCACCAGAAUUACCUUGGUGUAGACGAGAAUCUCGGGGCUGUUGCCAUUUCUUUACGUCGAGAGGUAAUGGAAAGUUCAGUCGGGAAGGAAAGAUAUCUAUACAGAAUCAUCGCACGGACGUCACACUUGGUUGCACUGCGUGGAAGUAUCCCUGAAGACUCGAUUCCUGCCUCAUGCAAGCCAACGAGUCGUGGUCUACCUGCUAAAGACGUGCUUGACUUUGUUGCCGGAAGUGAACUGCAGUUGUCGUGUCUCAGACUUGCUCAAACAGGAAACAAGGUUCCUGAGCAGUUGUUGAGACUUGAUGAAGAGGGACUUAGUUUGAAGUAUCGUAUUGGUGUUAUUUACUGUAAAGAGGGUCAAUCAACAGAAGACGAGAUGUAUGGCAAUGAAGAGGGAAGUCCUGCGUUCGACUACUUUCUUUCUCAACUUGGUGACAAAGUCAUUCUACGAGGAUUUGCAGGCUAUCGAGCUCAACUUGACACUAAAACCGAUUCUACUGGGACACACUCUGUGUACACGUCGUUUCAUGGGUGCGAAAUAAUGUUUCACGUUUCAACGUUGUUGCCCUACAUGCCGAACAAACAGCAGCAGGUUUUAAGAAAACGACAUAUUGGGAAUGACAUUGUGACUAUAAUAUUUCAAGAGCCGGGUGCCAAGUCGUUCUCUCCUAAAGUCAUUCGAUCGCAGUUUCAACAUGUUUUUAUCAUUGUUCGUGUUCAUAAUCCAGAAGCUGAAAAGCCACAAUACAGUGUUGCCGUUUCACGAAGUAUGCACGUUCCUAGCUUUGGACCAGAGCUGCCACCUUACGGCUACUUCGAUCCUGGCAAAGGCUUUCGAGAAUUUCUUCUAACGAAAGCAAUUAACAGCGAGAAUGCAGCUCGACGUUCUGCUCGAUUUGCAGCAAUGGCUAUGAGAACAAGGAAAGAAUACCUCGAAGAUUUGGCAAGAAAUUACACGACAAGUCAGACACUAGACUCGGCAUUUGGAUUAUAUGGGAAGCUGUUUCCUCGAUCUCUUGGGCAAAAGAGGAAGGAGAAGUUGAAGCCAUAUCUCAGUCUGGAGACGGCAGUGAGAGGAGCAAUCACGUGGAAUGUAGAGGCUGAUGAUUUUGGCACGUGUCCUGAGGAGCGAAAUAUCUCUUGUGUGUUCGGCGUAUCCGUUGACAACGUCGUACUGGUCGAUGAGUCAACUAAGGAAACAGUGUUCAGUAUUCCUUCGAAGACGAUCAUUGGGUGGACAUCAAAAGAUGACAGUCUGAAAGUCUAUUACAACACUGGAGAGUUUAUUAUGUUGCGGUUACCACGUGGUGCUGACCUCUAUGACAUACAAGAGAUGGUCAAACGACUGUCAGCUGUCAGCUCAGGAUGCGAGACUCAAGAGAUGACACUUCGACGCAACGCCACUGGUCAGCUGGGCUUCAGCAUUCAGCCACGAGGGCUAGUCGGAGACGUUGACCCCUACAGGUUUGCCUAUCAAGCAGGUGUUAGACCAGGGGCAAGAGUAGUCGAGAUUGGUGACAUUCCCGUGUGCUUUCUCGAUCACGAGCAAACAGUUGAGCUUCUUCGUGUCGCUGGCUCAGUCAAAGUGAUGGUCAUACCACCUCUACUGGAUGGUCAAUCACGAGGGGCUCUUUUGCAGAGGCCUUUGAGUUGGUCGUCUCUGUUGCCGCAGAUCACUUCAGAGCCGAUGAAACACGAGGCAGAGACUCUGGAGGCGAAGGCUGUUUUACGCAAACGGAUGUGUGUACUAGAAAGACCAAAUAGUGCAGACAGGUUGCUCGAAAAGAGGAAAUUGGAGUCAAGAAACAGAACCGCUGGCUCUUUACCCGAUCUGAGUACAGAAACAAGAUGGUAUGAGAGUAGUUCUGAUGAGGCAGUAAUGUCUGAAGAGGAUAAGAGCUCACUUGGUCAGUUGUCGUACGUCAGUUCUGAGGCACACGACAACGACCCAACAUCGACUCAACACUUCCCUCUCGAUUCCAGCCAAGGCAACAUUCCUUCACAUUUACGUCAAACAUCACCACUAGCUGUUGACGAUGUCGAGGUGAACAUGACGAGUAAUAAUGUUUCUGGGCAUGAGACAGAUGAUGAAGAGGAAGUAGCAAAGAUGGACACGGAAGAAACGAAGGAAGAUGAAGAGAUGGAAGAAUACAGUAGUCCUGUUGUAGUUGAAGUUCAACGACUACCGGUACAGUCUCAGUCUCAGCCACAGCUCUCACUCGUGUCCAUCUCGACGCUUGCCAAGCCACGAGUUGCUACUAUUGCAGAUCUAUCUUGUCCUGUUAUGCCUGAGAGUCGUCUCAGUCCGUCUGUGAUGCGAAAGGAGUCAGUUGAGAGGGUGAGCUCGGAUGAGGGAAGUCCUUUUGUAGAGAGGAGGAGGAAGGAAGACGAACGACCAUCUGACGAAAUGGUGCAGCUUGUGUCACAAGCCAUGACGAAAAUUGGUGAUCUCGAGAAGCAAGUGCAGCAGCUGAGCAGCCAGUUGAGAAGUGUGUCAAUAGAAAACGAACGUCUCAACAAACAGCUUGUGAGUGAAAAGAAAGAAAAUGAGAGUCUACGGGUCGAAGCCAGACGAGCAGCAUCCGAGCUACGCGACUUCACCGAUUGGUUUUACCAGCAGCAAUUUCAUCUCGUCGUCCAGGAGGAUUUCUGAUUGAUGACUGACCUCCUUUGUAUAGAAGUCAGACAUGCACACGAUUGCAUGGUUACGUACGUGUGCGCACACAUACAUGCGUGCGCACACACACACACGAAUGUCUGUACAGUAGUCCACAGCUGUAGGCCUUUCAGAAGAUACUUUCUACUUGUUUUGCUAGUGGGACGGACGUCUACAAGUGGAUUUAUAUUGUUGAUUGAGAUUAUUAUUAUUGAGAUGAGUUGACAUGA